AUGCAAAUAAACCUUCAAAGGUCAAAGGCAGCCACCACCGAAGCCAUGCAAAUGGCAAACACCUAUCACACGGACAUUUUGGUCGUCCAAGAGCCUUACUGUUACAACAGAAGGAUUGCUCUCUUCGGCAGUCUCAACACUUUUAACCACUUCGACCCAUCAGAGAACCCGCGGGCCGGCAUCAUCAUUGUGAACAAGAACACCAACGCACACCAGUUGAUCCAGCAUACCUGCAGGAACUACACUACCAUUAUAAUAAAGAUUCACACUAUCUCUCUGGCCAUCAUCUCCUUUUACUGUUCGCCAUCAGAAGAUAUAACUCAACCGCUUGAGGACCUCCAAGAAACGAUCCAACACCUAAAAGGAAUCCCGAUACUGAUUGCUGGAGAUUUCAAUGCGAAAUCUCAGAUCUGGCACAGUCCAGUGGAAGAUCCGAGGGGAUACAAGGUAGUGGAGCUUAUGAACAGUUACGAUCUCCAAUCCAUGAAUACCAGCAGGCUGGCGACCUACUCUUCCUCCACGGGGGAAAGUUGGGUCGACAUCUGUCUGGCUAACCGCCCUCUAAUUGCACAAGGGAUCCAAUGCAGUACCCUCGGAACGCAUUCGGCCAGCGACCACCGCUAUAUCGAGACGGUGAUCACAGCUAUUGGGGUGAUCAAGCACUACUGCAUCCGGCAAAAAACUCAUUGGGAUCAUUUUCAAGACUAUAUACGGAGGAACUGGAUAUCAGAUCCACUAGUGAAUAUGGAUACAAUUGAACUGGAAGGGACCAUAGACAAGCUCCAGAAGCUGAUACUACAGGCCUACAAUAACACCACCAAAACCUAUACAUCUAGGCAAUCCGCCCCAUGGUGGAAUAGGGACCUGGCAAAGCAACGACGCAAUCUUAGAAAAUCAAGGAAGCGCUUUCGGCGGGAGCGCAAUCAGGACAGGCGGGAGGAGCUCCGCCAGGACUACCUCACGCUCUUCCGGGACUACAAAUCCUCGAUCUGCAAGGCACGCACGGAUUCCUGGAAGAACGAAGCUACGAGUCUAGAUGGGAUAAACAAAGACAUUAACAAUAAUGAAAACUCUCCCAGAUCUACUUCUCAACAUUCUCAACUUUUGCCUCAAGCAUUUAUUGGUUUUGGGAGUCCAAGGGACUGUUUCAUGAAGCCCAAUAUGGUUUCUGGUGCCAGCGUGGAGGUGCUGACGCAUUGA
Molecule: messenger RNA, 1200 nt
Organism: Centruroides sculpturatus (bark scorpion)
Lineage: Eukaryota; Metazoa; Arthropoda; Arachnida; Scorpiones; Buthidae
Exons: 2
Coding region: 1-1200 (399 amino acids)
Molecular function (GO): catalytic activity
Source: RefSeq, a predicted model, not a curated record